UCUGAUGACGCCGUGUCUGACAGCAUUUUGCCCCACAAGCGCAGUGCAGAAUGGAUGUAGAAUGAGAAGCAAUAUUUUCAGAUAAUACCUUAUCCAGUGCACGACACGCUUUCCAGAAGGUUUCUCUCUGACAAGUAGCAAUUUUUUUAUGAAUUCAUGAAGCUUUGAAAGAGAUGCUUUACUUGGAGGCGGUGAAUUACUCACUUUGAGGAAGUGAGAGGAAACAAGGUCGACUUUGUAAGCAAAUGUAGCUAUAUCAUUAGCCUGAAAUAAUUUGAAGGAAAGACAGCAUGCAUGCUGUGUUUCUGUGGACCACGCCGACAUGGAAUUUUAUCGUUUUCUGACCACCUAUAGACAAAAUAUGGAUAAUUGCGCCUGCAUCAACGAAAAUGGAGAGGAAAACACCCUUUGUUUUGGGGAGAGAACGAAGGACCAACACCGUUAACUAGGUAGCUUGCUUCCUGAUACCGAGGCUUGGAUGUUGUCGUUUUGUCAGGAUAGUUAUCUAAAAUAUGAAUAACGUUACAGCAUUGUAAAGCCCUGGUUUCAUUGUAUGUAGCUAGCUAGCUGGGACACUAGCCAGCCACCUUACUAGCUAGUUAGCUAAGUCAUAGCAAGCCAAUUGCAAAUUGUUAUUUCAGCUGGCUAGCGUACUUGUUAGCCUACUAGCUAGCUAGGUGGUUUAUUAUUGGACAGAAGCCUAUUACAGUAGCUAGGUGUUGACUGCUGAAGAGUGGCAGUCAAUACAGCUGUCUGUUCAGUGUGUCAAGUUAUUCUAUAGUAAAUACCUUAUAGUACCUUAUCUUUAAAUGGCACUGAUAAGGAUGUAGUGAGCCAUCUACUCCAUGGUGCAAUACAGCCAGGAUUGUAAAAAUGUAUCUGACUUUCAGAGGAACAUAACAUAAAACUUGAUUGACAGCACUGAAGUCCACCGCUUCGUUAUGCGUCUUUCCUCCUUCCUGGCGGUGUUCAGGCCUGCUCUCCCCCUUAUCCUGGGGCUCUCUUUGGGAUGCAGCCUGAGCCUGCUGAUGGUCUCCUGGACCCAGGGAGACACAUAUGACUCGUGUGGAGAUGAACUGGGCAAUAGGGGAGACCCCCCAGGGGACCAGAGAGGUGGUCCUGGGAUUGAAGACUUCCAGCCACGCAUCAUACCAUACCACAAGGACCCCAACAAACCACACAAGAAGGUCCUCAGGACGCGCUACAUCCACACAGAGCUGGGCAUCCGAGAGCGCCUCCUGGUGGGCGUGCUGACCUCGCGGGCCACCCUCAACACGCUGGCCGUGGCGGUGAACCGCACCGUGGCCCACCACUUCCACCGCACCUUCUUCUUCACGGGCCUGCGCAGCUCCAAGGUCCCCCACGGCAUGACGGUGGUGGCCCACGGCGACGACCGGCCCGUGUGGCUGAUGUACGAGACGGUACGCCACCUGCACCAGCACUAUGGCUUGGACUACGACUGGUUCUUCCUGGCCCAGGAUGACACCUACAUACAGGCCGAGAGGCUGGCCGAGCUGGUGGGCCACCUCAGCACGGGACAGGACCUCUACAUGGGCCGGUCAGAGGAGUUCAUCGGUGGGGAAGAGAGGGCCAGGUACUGCCACGGGGGUUAUGGGUACCUGCUCUCCCGCAGCCUGUUGGCCCGCCUGCAGCCCCACCUGGACACCUGCCACAACGACAUCCUCAGCGUCAGGCCUGACGAGUGGCUUGGGCGCUGCAUCAUCGACUACCUGGGUCUGAGCUGUGUGGAGGUACACCAGGACAUGACAUAUCGCUACUUUGAGCUGGGGAAGAAAGCAGACCCAGAGCGAGAGGACAGUGCCCAGUUUAAGAAUGCCUUCACAGUCCACCCUGUGUCAGAGCCCAGCCUAAUGUACCGCCUGCACAAACGCUUCAGCCAGAUCGAACUGGACUGGACCUACCUACAGAUACAGCAGCUGCAGGUCCAGAUCAACAACCUGAGUGAGUUGACCCCAGAGGGUAAGGUGGGGGCCAUCUGGCCAAUCGGGGUCAAUCCUCCCUUCAUGCCAAAGACUCGUUUCGAGGUCAUCAACUGGGAUUACUUCACCAAGGAGCACAUCUACUCAUGCUCCGACAGCGCCCCCAAGUGUGAACUGCGUGGCGCCAACUGGGCCGACGUGAGUGCCGUGCUGGAAACGGCCAUGGAGCACCUCAACGAGCGCUACCAGCCCCAGCUGCGCUUCAAGAAACGCCGCCUGCUCAACGGCUACCGGCGCUUCGACCCCACCCGGGGCAUGGAGUACGUGCUGGACCUGGCCCUGGAAGCCUUCACCCAGAAAGGUCACAGCCAGGUGAUCGCCAAGCGGGUCAGCCUGCUCCGCCCCCUCAGCACCAUUGAGAUCAUCCCCAUGCCCUAUGUGACGGAGGCCACCCGGGUGCAGAUCAUCCUGCCCGUCACGGCCCGCGAGCAGGACUUUGUGGGUAACUUCCUGGACAUGUAUGUGAUGAACAUGCUGGACACGCACGACAACGUCCUGCUCACCUUCCUGUUUGUCUACGACCCCUUUGACGCCCAGCACGUCAGCCAGUCGGACGUGUUCGCCGGCAUCAAGGCCAUGAUCGGCGAGGUGGAGAAGCGCUACGGUGACGUGAGGAUCCCCUGGAUCAGCGUGAAGACGGAGGUGCCGUCGCAGGUCAAGCUAAUGGACAUAAUCUCCAAGAAGCACCCGGUGGACACGCUCUUCUUCCUGGCCUCGGUGUGGACCGAGGUCCACGCUGACUUUCUCAACCGCUGCCGCAUGAAUGCCAUCAGCAACUGGCAGGUGUUCUUCCCUACCCACUUCCAGGAGUUCAGCCAGACCAUCUUGUACCGCGACCAGCAGACCUUGGCCUCCUUCCCCGCCGAGGCACUGCGCGACGGACGCUUCGACCGCCACGUCUUCGAGGAGGCAUGUUUCUACAAUGCCGACUACAUGGCGUCGCGCACCAAGAUGGCCGCUGACAUCCUGGACAACGACGAGCUGCUGGAGAGCAUGGACGUGUACGAGAUCUUCGUGCGCUACUCGGGCUUGCACGUGUUCCGGGCGGUGGAGCCGGCACUAGUGCAGAAGUACGUGCGGCGGGUGUGCAACCCGCGCUUCAGCGAGGACAUCUACCACCGCUGUGUGCUCAGUAACCUGGAGGGCCUGGCCUCGCGGUCGCACUUAGCCAUGGCCCUGUUUGAGCAGGAGCAGGCCAACAGCACCUAGGGGGUCUAGUGGUGCUUUUCCACUGCAGCACUGGUGUCACUCCAGGCUUUUUUCAGGGCCAGGCCUCAAAGGCAACAUCUUUGGGCCAAACACUGGUGCAAAGCCUGACAGUGGAAAUGCACCAUAGGUUUACCAUCUAGAAUGACUUGAUACCUUUGGCCUUCUUUAUGAACCUGAACCACACCGCCUAGACUUUUGGACGAGGCAUAUUAUGGGAUGUUGAAUCUCCAAACGGAUCCCUAAGGACCCAUGUGCAAUCUUAGGCCUGCAAAGACUGAUGUUACAACGUGUAUUCCUGCAAACUGUGCGUGCAGGCUGGCAGAACUCUGUGCUUUCACUCCAAUGGUAGCCCAAGGGGAGGCUCUAUCGGAAGGUGAUAAAUGAACAAUGAGCUCUGAGAAAACUGGCAUGAGCCAUAUGUCUUCCUUCAUGGCUGUGCUGAAUUAUGAUUCUAAUACUGGAUUUAAAGAGAAGACAUUAAGUGUAUAUGUGUAUUUUCUUUCAAUUGACACUUUCGUUUUUUUAGUAUGUUUAUCCCAUAGAGUGUGAUUUGUUUCAUGUGGUUUGUUUCAUUCCCUAGACAGAUAGGGGGGAAAAAACAGACCCUACGGAUGUUAAAGGCAGAUGUCGCUUCUGGACUCUUUUCUGAUGUUAUUUUGGAAUCCCAGACCUAGCUAUUUCCUUUGCUAGCUACAGUAUCCGGUGUGCAGUUCAAUGUUUGUUUCAAACACAGUCAUCUUACCGUGGGGUCUCAAUUAGAGAAGACAAAACAGAACAACUUGUUUUUGAGACCUAUGGCCACAUGACAACGGCAGCUGUUUUUCACUGAGUGAGGAGUGAUGCAUACUUUGCAAGUGAAGACCAUGGAUUGCGAGCCAAGGACAAGCUAAUAGGGUAGGAGAUUCUAGUGGUUGAUACUCCUCCAAUCAUAUUCAGAACUCUGAACUCUGUAUUCUUCCUGGCUUGCCUCAGAGCUCUGUAGCAAUGUACAGUUUGUACCAAAGUCUGCCUCCUCACAUUAAGGUAGUAAUCCACCCCUCCCCGGGCCUCCCUAGAUUUUAGCUGGAACUCUUUCACGUGUCCUAAGUGCACGUUCAGAAUGACUUACAUGCUGACCACACCCCUUGCGUUACGUACUCGAGCGUUGCAAAAUAAGUGUACACGUUAUUCAAUGAUUGCAUCCAAACUGCUCGCCCGCGUCAACAAGUGUCUGCAUAGCCAGGCGCUAAAAUAGAACUUUGUUCUAUUUGUGCCGCGCUGCAAGUCCCACCUCUCCCAUCUCCUCAUUGGUUGAUAGGAGCAUAUACCCACGUGGGUGAUUGAUAGGUGAGCUGAGGUCCACACGCCAGUCCAGUUGGUGGUAAUGCACCUUAAAGUUGGUUGCCAACCGCCAUAUAAAGUCCAAAGAAGAGAAAUUACUAGAAACUUGUCUGUGGAUUAAUUGUCAAGGACCUUGUGCAUUUCAGGUAAAAAUAACAACCCAAUGUUUAUAUCCCAAGACAAAUGAGCUAGCUAGCUAAAUUGCCAUCAAUGUUUAAUGCUUUUCGACCUGUCCCCAAAUGAAUAUAGUCGGUUCAGAGUUCGUUUUGAUAUUUCAACCUGUGUGUCCUGGUCGCGUCUGGUGUGGAUGGACAAAAUCAACAUGCGUGCGCACCCGGUCUAGUCAGCAUGUUAGCAGGGUGGGUCCUGUCCACUUGGCAGCGGUCCAACAGGGAGUGGGAGGGGAGAAGCUGUUUCUUCAUAAUGGGGUGCGGGUUCAGAGAAAUAAAUGGGCCACUUCACAUCCUCUCUCUGGGCAGGAGCGAGGGGAUUAUACUGAGGGGCGAAACUGCCCCCUGUGAUCGUCAAUUUAGCUAGCUAGCUUAGUGUUGGUGAUCGUGUGCCCAAUGGAGCCGCUUCUUCUUAGCUGUCUGGUCGUCUGCAAUAGCCCAUCCGUGACAAGGAUUGACGAGUUGUGCGUUCCGAGAUGCCGUUCUGCACACCACUGUUGUACUGCGCCCCGCCUGUUAGCUUGCACGAUUCUUGCCAUUCUCCUUCGACCUCUCUCAUCAACGAGCUGUUUUCGCCCACAGGACUGCCGCACCAUUCUCUGUAAACUUUAGACACUGUCGCGCAUGAAAAGCCCAGGGGGUCGGUCGUUUCUGAGAUACUGGAUCCGAAGAUCAUACAACGCUCAAAGUCGGUUAUGUUACUCGUUUUGCGAAUUCUAACGUUCAAACAGUAACUGAAUGCCUCGAUGCCUGUCUUCCUGCUUUAUACAGCAAACCAUGGCCACGAGAUUCACUGUCUGUAAGAGCGAUCCAUUUACGUGAAUGGGGUGGUGUACCUAAUAAAGUGACAGACAAAUGGUGUAAAAAGAGAGCUGUGAGGAACAUGGACUCUCCACAAAGUCAUGCACAGAGACUGCGGUUACCACCUAUCCAUUUAGAUAGACCAAUAUGAAUGCUGUUUGUCAGAGAGAGAGAGAGAGGAGCACAGUUUAAGUACAGUCUUUUAUAUUAGUCAAAUGACAGGUUUCCAUUGUCAGACAGAGGGUGAGUUGUAGUUUCUAGAAUGCCCAGCAAGGGGUGCCCAACAGUCAAAGAUGCUCCAUGACUGCCAAACAUACAAGAACAUCUGGGUCAAACAAGUAUCGAUUGACACAAUUGAAUACAACAACUAGUAUGCUCCCUUGAUUGGUGAAGUUGACAUACAUUGAACCUGUAGUGACAAAAACUCUCAUAUGCAGAUAACAUCUAUGCUGGCUGGGUAGCACACAGGUUUUUAGCAAAUGUUCGAAAAAGGCCCCUUCACAAAAUAUUUUGUGCCAAAUCCAGUGCUCUGCAGAUCCGCUUCCAUGCAUUCGUGAGGGUAUUUACAUGUCCUGUUUGAAAUGUAUAAAACCUGUCCAUGCAGCAUGCAUAGGUCUUUAUGAAACACAACCUCUUUAUGCUGAGUAUAGGAGCUCUCAGCCAUGUUCAAGAGCAUCUUGACACAAAACAAAUGUAACAAGGACACAAGUUUGAAGUGUCGACUUCAAAUCAGAAACUGAGAAGGCUUCUCCCAUGACACACAAAACUAGAAGGGCACAGAACUGAGUUGCUGUGGUAGUUAGAGAUGAGCAAGCCUUGUAUGUGGCGAGAUGGAGGCAUCAUCACUCCCAGCAUUCAAUUCUAUGGUUCUGCCCCAUUAAAACUCAACAAGGACCUAAAAUACCCCCCCCCCCCCAAGU
Salmo salar (Atlantic salmon) is the source of this 6420-nucleotide messenger RNA. RefSeq names its product chondroitin sulfate glucuronyltransferase. Gene Ontology annotation, molecular function: glucuronosyl-N-acetylgalactosaminyl-proteoglycan 4-beta-N-acetylgalactosaminyltransferase activity. Gene Ontology annotation, cellular component: Golgi cisterna membrane. NCBI's taxonomy places the organism in Eukaryota, Metazoa, Chordata, Actinopteri, Salmoniformes, Salmonidae. The record is from RefSeq and is a predicted model, not a curated record.